This is a messenger RNA of Microplitis mediator, 1755 nucleotides long. RefSeq names its product prion-like-(Q/N-rich) domain-bearing protein 25. The record is from RefSeq and is a predicted model, not a curated record. The coding region runs from base 1 to 1755 and encodes 584 amino acids. Lineage: Eukaryota; Metazoa; Arthropoda; Insecta; Hymenoptera; Braconidae. The transcript has 10 exons.
AUGAUCGAAACAGUAGAUGUUAAAAUGACCGUUCAUAUAUUAUUGUCUGUAAGUUGUGGUAUAUUAGCAUUUCUUGCGUUGUUCGCUAAUCCAAUAUUAGGUGAUGGCGAAAGCAGAAUUAUUGCUUGCGGUAAUGACAGAAGUUUGUGUAAUCCUCUCGACUUGAAACCAUGCUGUAAUAACAAUAUGCAAUGCAAAGAAAAUUCAACAGUUGGUUAUUUUGUAUGCACUGAAAAGGAAAUACUGGGAUUACCAUGUGUUGACGAUCUAGACUGUGAGCAAGUUAAACAUUCAAACUGUAAUGAAAAUAAAGUUUGUGGAUGUACAUCCAAUACAAUUGUAUUGACUCCGACAUUAUGUGCACCAAUCAUUGAUGGUUUCUGUUUAACAAAUGAAUCGUGUAUCCCAGAUGACUCUAUUUGUAUUGAAAAUAAAUGUAAAUGCAAGCUUCAUUUGAAACCAUCAUUAUCUAAAACUGAUUGUGAACCAACUAUUCUAAAAGGAACAUGUGAAACAAAUACAGAUUGCAAUGAAAUAGAAUUUUCAAUAUGUUCAAAUAAUCAACGAUGUGUUUGUGGUGAUAAAUAUGUCCAAGCAACUAAAACAACUUGUUUACCUAUUUUAAACGGAACUUGUUUUACCGACAUAGAGUGUACUGUUGAUAAUUCUAUUUGUAUAAAUAAUAAAUGCAGUUGCAAACCUGAAUUCGCAUCUAUAUCUGACAAACAAUGUAAUCCUGUGGAAUUAGGAUUACCUUGUUACGAUAAUUUAGAUUGUGCUCAAAUAUAUAAUUCUGUAUGUUCUAAUGAUAAAAAAUGUGUCUGUAGAAUCAAUUAUGUUGAAAUAAAUAAAAAAAUAUGUGCAGCAUUGAUAGAUGAGUAUUGUUCAAAAAGCAUUCCAUGUGCGGUCAAUAAUUCAAACUGUAUUGAGAAUACAUGUCAAUGCGGAAACAACUUUCUACGAGAGUCUAAUGAUCAAUGUCUAGAAAGUAUUAUUAAUCAAUACUGUCAUGAAAAUCUUGAUUGUGAAAUGAUUCAAAAUACUGUGUGUUCUAAAGACAAAGUAUGUGUUUGUGAAGCAAACUAUAUUCAAGUUAGUUACACAAGAUGUGCACCAUUAUUGUAUGAAUUUUGUGAGGAAAAUGAUGACUGUGCUACAACUAACUCUAUUUGUUCAAGUCAUCAAUGCACAUGUGAUAUUCAUUAUUCACGCCGAUCUAAUGAUCAAUGUCUACCAAGUCAUUUAGGAGGGCAAUGUACUGAAGAUAUAGAUUGUGAUCUUGUAAAAAAUUCGGAAUGUUCGAGUGAUAAAAAAUGUAUUUGUAAAGAGAAUUACAUUGAACUCAAUAAAACAAUGUGCGCAUCACCUAAUGGCUAUUCUUGUUUAACUGAUGAAGAAUGUGGGAUAAAGAAUUCAGUUUGUAUUGAUAAUGAAUGUCAAUGCAGGUCUGGUUAUAUUACUGUAUCUAAUAUUGCAUGUAUAUUAGUACAAGCAAAAAAAUAUUGUGAUUCUGACGACAACUGCACAAGUAUAACUAAUUCACAGUGUUCACAGAAUCGACGGUGUGUUUGUAAAGAAAAUUACGUUGAAGUCGAUAGUACCCAUUGCGCAACACUUUUGUUUAAUGAUUGUUUGAAAAAUGAAGAUUGUGUUACUGAUAAUUCUAUUUGUUCAGAGAAUAAAUGUCAAUGUGGUCCUUACUAUACACCAGAAUCUGAUAAUAAAUGUCUACCAAAUUUGGCUAUGUCUUGUUAG